Messenger RNA from Tetranychus urticae (two-spotted spider mite), 2163 nucleotides. Its product is annotated as BLOC-1-related complex subunit 8. NCBI's taxonomy places the organism in Eukaryota, Metazoa, Arthropoda, Arachnida, Trombidiformes, Tetranychidae. Gene Ontology annotation, cellular component: BORC complex. The record is from RefSeq and is a predicted model, not a curated record.
CAGCUGAUUUGCUAUUAUUAUUUGUUAAAUUAUAUUAGGUGAGUUUUACAAGUUACAUAUUUCAACUUUGAAACAUUAGUUCUUCGUGCUGUUCUUUCUUACUUCGCUGGUCAACCCAAUCGUUCAAUCAUCAUGUCGGACCCUGAUUUGGUCAAAAAAGUGCGUAAAACUUGUGAAAAAAAUACAGAAAGUCUUUACAUGAUUGCCAAUGAACCAAGUCUUGCCUGUUAUAGAAUUGCUGAACAUGUUUACAAAAACGGUCCACAUAUACAAGAAAGAGAGGUUGAAAUGAAAAAGUUAGAAACUCAAUUGAAAGGUGCUUGUUAUGACUUGGACUAUACUGUGAAAGCCGUCAAAUCCAUUCACAACAGCAAAGAUACUUUUGCGUCUAUCAAAGCUUUAUUGAAAGAUGCUUUUUUCUACAAACAACAAAUUGAUUAUGACAAUAAUGUAAGAUAUCGAGUCGCCAAUAGAGGAAACAACCAGAAAAGGCCUGCAGUUCAACGUUUUUCUGGAUCAUUUGAUAUUCCUUCAUUUAUAUCAUCUCAUUUACCAUCUUCACCAUCGACUUCUAUGAUGUCUUCCCUGGCUCGAGCUGAUUCUGUUCCUCAACCGAACUCACAAUCAUUUAACAGCAAAUCACCGUCAUCAUCAUCAUCUUCAUCUUCUCUGUCAACAAAGCAAGAUCUACAGAAAACUGAUGCAAAUCAACCUGCUAAAUAAAUGACUACGUUAUAGUAUUCAUUCAAAAAAGCUUGUUCAAUCAAGCCAGAAAAUUUUCUGUACAAAAAUAUCGCAAAGCUUACACAAUUCAAGCAAUCAAAUUUUUAAUUCAUCAUUUUAAUCAACAAUCAUAUUAACAGAUUUCUUUAAAGUUUAAUUCGCCUUCUGAGCUUAAUAUAACCCAAGAAAUGCUGGAUCACAAAUUUGAAUCUUAUCAUAUAAGAAUGUACAAUAUGGUUAAUCCUGAUCAAAUUCUCAAGACAAUACAAGUUAAGGAAAGACAGCGAAGAUGAACUCUAAAAUUGUACAUCCUAGUGAAAGAUAUUUCGAGAAGGCGCGAAACAGAUGGAAAAAUAAUCGAUUUUUCAAAGCUUGCCAAAGGUCCAACAAUAUACUUACCACUCCCAGUUAAUGUGAAGUUGAAAUACCAACUCCCAUAUAAGUCUCAUAAUGGUAUAUAUUGCAUAUAGCUGAAUGUUGAUCCCUUUCUCAUCAUCAUCAUCAUCAAAAUCCUCUCGAUAGAAACUUGUAAGAUAUACUUAACUCUGUCAGCUGCUUGUUAUGUCAUGAUACUUACCAUUGAGUCGACGUAGACUUGCUAGCUUGAUAUAAAAAAUAUCGCUAAAAACUGAAUGAGAAUAUCGAUUCUAUGUUUAGUCAGCCAAAUGAAUAACCCUGGAUGAAGAAUCAAAGAGAAAGAGAGAAAGAGAAAAUCAAAAAGCUUGUUUCCCCUCCAAACAGUGACUCACAUCAAAUGUAUCACAUUCAAGUGAAAAAAUGGAUCUUAAUGGAAACAAUUGACUUUCAUUUCGCAUGUUUUCCAAAUGCACUGACCAUAGCUUAUAAUUGGGUUUAAAUUUUACAAUUUCCUGUUUUUUAUUGGUCUACCGAUUAUUUGUCAAGCCAUCAUUCUCAAGAUCUGAUUAAUGAAACGGGUGAAUCAAGUAUAUUGUAUAUUCAAAUUCGGACUAUUUUAUUAUAAUCAUUCAUCGAUGAGAUGAACUUUGAAAUCAACUACUUAAUCACCUGUAUUCAACUUCUUCCCUUACAUGUUCAUCAUGUUAAUUAAUUUUGAAAUUAAUAGUCAUUUUCAACUACCAGUUAAGAUUGAAUGUUACCACUUGGCGUUGCGAUUUAAGCUUGGCAUUAAAUGGAUUCGCCAAUUAAUCAAUCAAUUGAAAGUUAUACCCUUAUUGUGACUAUCAUUUCAAUCAUUAGAUGAGUCACUUGAAAUGUGAAAACACUUGAGACAAAAAAUGAACCCUGAAUCAAUUGUCAACUCUUUCUCAGCGGAAUAAGCUGUUUAUCCAAUUCAACCAUUAUUUUAUACAGAAAAUGUAAAAACAGCCGACAAGUUCAAUUAGAAGUCAGACAACGUUCUGAGUUAAGUUAAUUAUAACCAUAAAGAUAAAAGAUCAGUAAACUAUUAAAGACAAUCAA